This is a messenger RNA of Physcomitrium patens, 2067 nucleotides long. RefSeq lists its product as uncharacterized. The record is from RefSeq and is a predicted model, not a curated record. Lineage: Eukaryota; Viridiplantae; Streptophyta; Bryopsida; Funariales; Funariaceae.
UUUCAUCCAUUAAGUAUCUUAGUCAUUCAUCCAAUGCACAAGCUUGCGAUCUGAACACGGAGUUCGGCGAGUGUCUGCCAAGCUUCGUUUUCUCGCAAACGGAAAUCCAUUGUAGGGCUUCACAGUCUGGACUUGCUGAGAGAAGUGUAAUUGAAGAAUUGAAAAUGAAUGGCAAAAUUCUGCAGCAUCGACCCGCCGUUGUCGCGGCCGUUGUGGGAACAGGGGCGAUUGCAGCAUCCAUGGUAGCAAUCGUUGCCAAAUUGUGGCAACGCUCCCACAAACGGCCUCGAGUGCCCAUCACCAUUCUGUCGGGUUUCCUCGGUGCUGGCAAGACCACUUUGUUGUCUCGGUUACUGAAGAAUGCAAAUGGACUGCGCAUUGCAGUGCUCGUAAAUGACCUUGCAGAGGUGAAUGUGGAUGCGCGACUCUUGUUGGGCGGGGGUCAGGCCUCGGCCCUUGCUGCUUUCAGUCAGCUCGAGAAUGGAUGUUUGUGCUGUAGCACAGAGACAGAUGUUAUCGGAGCUGUAAGGGAGCUCCUCGAGAUGGGAGGUGAAAUUGAUCAUGUGGUGGUUGAGUGCUCCGGUAUGGCUCAGCCUAGCAGCCUCAUAGAGUUGUUUGCCAAAGCCGAAGCGGAGGGUCAUUCAUACAAAACGGUUGCGAUGCUUAAUCAAAUGGUUACUUUGGUAGAUGGGAGGACGCUACUGAAGUGGAUAGAAGUAGCGAAUAGAUCCACACUAACACAAUUUGGUGAUGAGGCCGGCAGUCUGGCAGAGUUGCUGGUAGAGCAGAUUGAAUGUGCAGACCUCAUAAUACUUAGUAAAGUAGACUGCUUGCAACAAACCCAGAUUUCAAAAUGUCGCACAGCCAUCAAAGCCUUGAAUCCAAGUGCCAUUUUAGAGUGUGCAUCAUUCGGAGAUAUCUCUUCAACGAUGGUAUUCGGUACGAGGAAAGGUUGUGUUUCAUCCAGCAAAAAGAAACAUUUUCUUACUCAUCAUAAAUAUCGUGAUCAUCACUACCACGAACAUGGUGUGGAUGGGCAGCAUGUACCCCAUGUUAGAAGUUUUGUAUACAAGUCUUGCCGCCCUUUCCAGCCUCAGCGACUGGUGGUUGUCCUUAGGAGCUUACGCACGCAAUUUGAAGCAAGCUCUGGUGAACAAGGGAAGAAGUGCAUGGGAACAGGAAUAUUACGUGCGAAGGGACUUGUAUGGCUAGCAACUGAUAUGGAAAAAGCAAGGGAAUGGGCUCAAGUAGGGGAAACGCUUCACCUUCACGAUGGCGACUUAUGGAAGGAGGAAUGGAAAUCAAAUACAGAUACAGGAUGGAGAGGGGGACAUUAUGGUGACAGACGACAAGAAAUUGUCUUCAUUGGAACAAGCGAAAUGCAAGAAGUAGAUCUUCGCAAUGCACUUGACCAUUGUUUACUUACAUCCGGUGAAAUGGAAUCCGGGCCGAGUGCAUGGGAGAAGUUUCCUGACCCUAUAAUAAUUACUCCCGGAGAACCUCGCCACAAGAAACCCACAACGCAUGGAGUGGGUUGCACCUGCUGCGACCCUGACUUGAAGUUACUAGAUCAAGCAGUAUCAAGGCAGAUUGGCUAGAGUUGCGAAGUUGCGAAGUUGCGAAGACCUUGUAUCACGCCUUACAGCCAGCAUGCGGACUGUAAAGUUUCCCGCAUUUGUUGGUUGCAACUUUGUUAUCUAUCUGAGGUUGCAGCUGCUAUUACCCAACUAAAGGCCAUCCUUAUGAAAAUCCAAGCUGGGGUCGGAGAAACCCUGGUUGGAAAGGUGGGGAAGCCACAUCUCUGAACAGCACGUUUGCAGCCAAAGUGCGACCUUGACUCAUGGUGCUGAGAAAGGAACUCAAAAAAUAGAUCUGAUCAGUGAAUUACACAAGAAAAUGGCGGGGAUACGGAUUAUUGAUGUUUUUAGACACGGGGAUCUCAGAUCUUCCUGAUGUAGCUACUACACAAUCAUACGCAGCUCUGACUAUUGAUUGUUUUCAACGAGUCAACGGGUUGGUAGGUACACCUGAAUUAUUUAUCAUUGCAUCUAACUCCUUUCUCCUCUA